Fragaria vesca subsp. vesca is the source of this 1980-nucleotide messenger RNA. RefSeq names its product cyclic nucleotide-gated ion channel 1-like. The transcript has 7 exons. Bases 175 to 1911 code for a protein of 578 amino acids. The record is from RefSeq and is a predicted model, not a curated record. Lineage: Eukaryota; Viridiplantae; Streptophyta; Magnoliopsida; Rosales; Rosaceae.
CAGCUUUGCAGCAUGCAGUUCAAAAAUGGAAGCUGCUCCAUGAUUAGAUAUUGAUGCGAUCAGCGAUCCUCUAAUAAUCUGACUUGUGCCUAUUUGGAUUUACAGGAGUUAACGUGCAUUCAGAAUUUUGGGGUAGUACUCUUAGUUAACCAUAUAUCGGCACGUAAAUAAUAUAUGGAGAAAUCUGAUCAAUCAGUGGAGACCUCUGACCAACCAAUUAAGCCAGCAAAUUCUACUUCAGAGGACCUCGAAGACGACGACAGCUGUAUCACGGAGGCACUUGGGAAUCUGUAUGGUAUCUGUCUAGCGUGGAUUUUGCCAAUAGAACCAUUGAACCCGAUGUUCCUUUGCUUGGCAAGUAUUAUUCAUAUGUUGCUAGAUCCUUUGUUCUUGUAUGUUCCUCUAAUCAACGAGGAUAUCAAGUGUGUUACGGUAGACAACAGAUUGAAGAUAGCAGCUCUUGUAUUGCGAUCAGUUUCAGACCUUCGUUACCUAGUCAGAAUAAUUGUUCGUAUUAAGGAUGGAGAGCGAGGUUUCCAGUCCCUUAAGAAAAUAGCAAAGAGCACUGCAGUUGACACCGUCUCUCUUCUUCCUAUUCCACAAGUAGUAGUUUUAAGUUUCCUUCCAAAUAUGAGGGGUUUCGGCUCUUUGAAGAUAAUGAAGUUUCUCAACUCACUUAUUGUAUUGCAAUAUCUUGCUCGAGCUUAUCCCUUGUACCGAAUGUGUAAGGCCGGAAAUGGUGAACGUAAAAAUCCAAAGAGAUUGCGAUACAAAAGGUUUAUGAUUAUAUUAAAUCUGUCGGCGUUCCUUCUUGCUAGUCAUGUACUUGGAGCAUUUUGGUAUCUUUUCUCUAUCCAACGAGAGAUAGAUUGUUGGGGAUAUGCUGGUAGAUCUGAUAACAGGAGUGACUUUAGUACUUUUUGUGAUGAAAGUGGCUUAAAAAAUGUCACACUUAUACACAUUCUCUGCCCUAUAAAUCCGCCGGAUGCUACAAAAUUUGAUUUUGGCAUAUUUCUUUAUGCUUUACAAUCCGGGAUGCAAGGAUCAACAAACUUUCCACAAAAGCUAUUUCAAUGUUUCUCAUGGGGCUUACGAAAUUUGAGUUCCUUUGCUUCGAACCUUAACGGCAGUACUUAUGGAUGGGAAAACUUAUUUGUGGUCUUUAUCUCUAUAAGUGGCUUGGUACUAUUUAUGUAUCUUCUUGGAAUUGUGCAGACAUAUAUGCAGGGAACAGACAUUUCAGAUAGUAUUCGAGAGAAGACAGACACCAUAAAACUCAUGUUACUUGAAUAUGCCCUCCCUAAGGAAAUGGAAUCAAAAGUGAAGCUAGUGGUUAAAGCAAGACUUGAAAAUGAUGAAGAUCUUGUUGUAGAGAAUAUGUUUUCGAUUCUGUCCAAUAUGUUUUCGAAUCUGUCCUCAGAUUAUUAUGAAGUAGCUACGGACAUCAAAUCCAGUCUCUUCAUGGAUAAGCUCAAGAAAGUCGACGGGCUUCAAGAUAAGGAUGAAGUUUACAGAGAAAUCUGUAAGUAUCUUGAGCCAAUGAUCUACAAGAAGGGACGCUACAUUAUUCGAGAGGGAGAGCCACUUGACAUGAUGUUCUUCGUCACAUGGGGCACUGUACUCACAUAUGCAACUAAUAAAAAUGGAGGAUCAAAUGGUUCUUCAGGCACUAUCCAACAACUUAAGAAAGACGGACAUGAUUUGUACGGAGAAGGGCUUAUCACUUGGGCAGAAGGACCUUGCGAAUUGUCCAACUUACCAAUCUCUGACAUAACUGUCAAGUGCCACGACAAAGCUGAAGUCUUUGCUCUCCAAGCCAAAAAUUUGAAGUUUAUUGCCUCUAAAUUCCCGAGUCAAUUCAACAUGGACAGCAGUCUCACCAUAGCUGUCGAUAAUGGAACUGUGAACUAAUUUACUUCUCUCAUUCAUGUAAAUGGUUUGUAUUUUAUUAAAUUUCCGGAUGUACGUGUAUGUUUUGCU